AUGAAUUUCAAAAAAAACCCACAACUGUUUAGCACACGUUUGGUCAAAAGAUCGGCUUUGCUUGUCUCUUUGACGAGUUGUUGUGUGGUGCUAAGAGUGGCGAGACUCACUGACGAUGCUGACUACGAUGCCGGCGAAACGCCUGGGAAUGUACCACGUCCACGGUCACACUUUGGAAAUGAUCAUGCAGACAAUGGACUCCGGACUAGAUCGCUGACGGUACUGAUGAUGCCAAUCAACGAGAGGAUAGCGAUGUGUAAGUUGAUUGUGAUAGUGAUGGUGCUGAUGAAUGACUUUAGUGAUUGUGGUGGCGGCACGAUACUGGAAGAUGGCAUUCAUCCAAUCCUAGGCCUCGGCAAUCCAGGUCAGCCAGCAACCAAUUUUCCCACACGCGGCUGCUCCGACGAUUGUCCCAGAUUACAGCUAGGCAUGCGAUAA
Molecule: messenger RNA, 438 nt
Organism: Protopolystoma xenopodis
Lineage: Eukaryota; Metazoa; Platyhelminthes; Monogenea; Polystomatidea; Polystomatidae
Source: the annotation of a GenBank genome assembly